GCCGCGAUGCUUGAUUCUCGGUGAAGCGACCACAGAAGAAGCAUCGCACAGUUCUGCCAUUGAAGGAGACAACAUGGUUUUUUUUGCACCCGGAAACCAAUGCGGCCAGGUGUUGCGGCAACUAUUCCUCACAAUGAACUAAUUUAUGGAGAUAGACAAGACAAAGGUUCCAUCUCAGCGCUGGAGCUGCAGGUGGAAACCAUAGCAACAGACUGUGUCCUGUGUUUGUGUCCUGAAGAUGCCUCUCCGCUUUAUCCAGGUUGCAUCAGAGUCUGAAGUGAAGAAAAGACAGGCAGCUGUACCAUGGGUAUCCCCAUGGAAGACCAGCGUCUCAAAAACAACUUAAUGUGUAUAUGACAUACGAUCAACCAUGAACACCUUCCUUUGGGUUGAUAUCUACUGAUAAUAGCUGCCAUGGCUUUCUAUAAUGAAAGCCUGCUGGAGAAUUGUGACUUCAUGGAGCCGGAGGAAAGUUUGCCGUCAGAAGCCACGACCCCCCUGAUAUCAGUAACUCUGCGCGUGACUCUGGCGGCCAUAAUGAUCUUCAUGAUUACCAUCGGAUUCCUCGGCAAUGCAAUCGUGUGUCUGAUUGUUUACCAGAAACCCGCCAUGCGCUCCGCCAUCAAUCUCCUCCUCGCAACUUUGGCCUUUUCCGACAUUAUGCUCUCUCUGCUCUGCAUGCCCUUCACUGCCGUCACCGUCGCCACUGCCGACUGGAGCUUUGGGAGUGGGUUCUGCCGCGCCUCCAUCAUGCUGUACUGGCUGUUUGUCCUGGAGGGAGUGUCCAUCCUCCUCAUCAUCAGCGUGGACCGAUUCCUCAUCAUCGUACAGCGGCAGGACAAGCUGACUCCCAACAGAGCUAAACUGUUGAUCGCGGGUUCAUGGGUGUUGAGCCUGUGUGUGUCACUGCCGUCUGUGGUCGGGUGGAGGACAGGCGCAGCAGGUAUUGGGGGUGCCUGGGCUCCGCAGUGUGUUCUGGGAUAUAGCGAGUCUGUGGCAGACCGUGGGUACACAGUGCUGUUGGCAGUCGCAGUAUUCUUCGUGCCAUUCACCGUUAUGCUGUACUCUUACAUGUGCAUCCUCAACACGGUACGCCACAACACCCUGCGCAUCCACAACCACACCAGUGAGCACUCCUGUCUGCCAGCACUCAACCAAGUCAGCAAAAUGAGACUCAGUGGGCUGCAGCGCCCCCCUCAGGUCAAAGUGGACAUGAGCUUCAAGACCCGAGCCUUCACCACCAUCCUCAUCCUCUUUGUGGGCUUUUCAGUGUGCUGGUUGCCGCACACCGUGGUCAGCCUGCUGGCCGUGUUCAGCCGGCAGUUCUACUACAGCCCGGUCUUCUACCCAAUCAGCAUCGGCGCUCUGUGGCUCAGCUACUUGAAGACGGUCUUCAACCCCGUCAUCUACUGCUGGAGGAUCAGGAAGUUCAGGGAGGCGUGUCAGGAGUUCAUUCCCAAAAGCUGCAGACUGUGUCCCAAAGUGCCGGGCAGGAGCCGCAGGAGAGUGAGGCCCAGUAACAUUUAUGUGUGCAGUGAGACUCAGUCAGCCGUGUGAGACGAGGAGGACCAGUUUGAUAGACGCUCAAACCAGUAGCUUUUCCUAUCAACUGUUUUAAACUCCUAAUGUUCCUUAUAAUAAGCAAUGAGAGGCCAAUAAAGUACCUUUAAAAUAAUUUACUGGUUGUUUACCAAAUAAUCUCACCUCAAAAAUGAAGUUAUCAUCUUAACUUCAAUGCACUUUAAGUUAUGCUCUGAGUGAUCAGAAAAACUUGAAUUUCCACGUCUUUUCAAAAAUUCUUUCUCAUGGUCCAUGCAAACAAUGAAAAUGAUCUUAAGGUACUUACAGUUAAAGUUUAAUCUCUUCCGUCUGUACGACUUGUAGCAAAAAACAAUAAAGGUAAAUUAAAAUAAAAGUACAGCGCAAAUAAAGAUCAAUAACAUAAACAAAUAAUAGAUUCACAAAAAAAAAAUAAAAAAUAAAAUGUAACAUAAAAAUUAACCUAACUUGUCCAGUGGAACAAAAGAAUGGGCCUUCGUACUCAAAUGGUGUUACAAAGAGAGAAUGGAUAGAAAAAGUAAUUCUAUCCUAUGUAUGUCAUAAAUAAUGUCAAUCCAGUCAACAAUUGUAUCUGGUUUUAAACAACUUAAUAAUAAUGGCUGUCCAUCCAGCCGCGCUGAGAAUCCAAAACAAAUGUCCAGUAUGAGAGGAAAUAUAUCCUGAAGGUAGAGCACCCAUGUACUAGGUCGCCAGUUUAAAGUUAAUAUGAACUUGAAGGACUUUUUGCAAAACUUUCUUGCCAGAAAGGUAUUAAUCUAUAAAUAUAUAUAUAAAAUAAAUUGUAAACUUCUAAUGUUCAAUGGUAAUGCAUAUUACGGACCUUGUGGUGGGAAUCUUUUGUGUGAAAUAUAAAAAAAUUGGCCUUAAAUCAUGGUCAUUAUUCUACUGAAACUUAUUUCUAUUUAAAAAAAUCAUAUCCUUCACUUUCCAUUUAUUUCCCUGUUUCAUAUUUUGUCCCUCAAGUGUUUUAUCGUUGUUCUUCUGUUGCUUCAGACUUAACUCAGUAUUCAGUGUAUGAGUAGUAGUGGUGAUAAUUCUUCAGUUGUUGAUUAUGUGAUAAGUUUCAUAAAAAAAACAUGUAUGGUUUUAUUGCUCUGAGAGAAAAGUAUGAAGGCUUUUUUAAUUGUGCAGUAACAUAAACUUUUGUCAUCUGAGAAAAAAAAAAGAUGAAUGACUGUGCUCUGAUUGAUAAACAUAGUUUUCAAAUUGA
Paralichthys olivaceus (Japanese flounder) is the source of this 2770-nucleotide messenger RNA. NCBI's taxonomy places the organism in Eukaryota, Metazoa, Chordata, Actinopteri, Pleuronectiformes, Paralichthyidae. The record is from RefSeq and is a predicted model, not a curated record.